Messenger RNA from Trichomycterus rosablanca, 1059 nucleotides. Its product is annotated as E3 ubiquitin-protein ligase TRIM35-like. The record is from RefSeq and is a predicted model, not a curated record. Lineage: Eukaryota; Metazoa; Chordata; Actinopteri; Siluriformes; Trichomycteridae. Gene Ontology annotation, biological process: protein ubiquitination. The transcript is spliced from 7 exons. Bases 1 to 1059 code for a protein of 352 amino acids. Gene Ontology annotation, cellular component: cytoplasm. Gene Ontology annotation, molecular function: ubiquitin protein ligase activity; zinc ion binding.
AUGGCAUCGUCUCACAGCGAAGUGGAGAAGAACCUCAAGUGCUCCAUCUGUUCGGAGUUCUUCACUGAUCCGGUGGUUCUUUCAUGUUCUCACAGUUUCUGUACAACUUGUAUCAACAGGAACUGGUCUGAAAGGGGAGCGAGGGAAUGUCCUCUUUGCAGAAAAAAAAGUAAACACGCUCCUUGCAAAAGCCUGGCCAUCAAGGAGAUAUCUGAGGCAGUCAUGAAGAAACGCAGGAUUUUUAAUGAAGGAGAGGUGUGUGGGGUCCACGGUGAGAAGUAUGAGCUCUUUUGUACUUUUGAUCAGAAGUUGGUGUGUUUGAGAUGUGUAUCUGACCAACAUCAAGAUCACAACUUCUGCUCCAUCAGCAAAGCUGCCGAGGAUCACAGGAAUAAGCUUCGACAACCACUGCUUGAACUUCAGGCCAAACUGACAGAACUGAAUUCUAAAGCUUCGUCUCCUCACAUGUUGACGGUCCUCCACAAACAGACCCUGGAAAUCGAGAGGCAGAUGAGACAUAAUUUUUACAAGCUUCGUCAGUUCCUCCUGGAGGAAGAAAAUGUUAGAAUAGCUGCACUGAAGAAUGAAGAGCAGGAGAAACGAGGCAGUAUAAAGGAAAAGAUGAAAGAGUCAUCUUCUUCUCUGUCUGAGCGAAUACGUAAAAUCAAAGAAGACAUGAAAGGAAACGAAACUUUAUUCUUACAUAACUUCAGAGAUAUAGAGAACAGAGCUAAGCUAGCAGUACAAGAUCUACAAACCGAUUCAGGAUCCAUGAUGGAUGCAGCCAAACAUUUGGGCAACCUGAAAUUCAACGUGUGGGAGAAGAUGAAGGGCGUCUGUCCUUACUAUUCAGUCAUUCUGGACCAAAACACCAAAAUUCCUUCCCUUGAUGUACAUCCGAAUUUAGCUAGCAUUUCAUGUUGGCCACUGGCCUGUUUAAGCUUCUCCGAGGGAACUCGCUGGCAUAUCCUGGGCUCAGAGGGGUUUGACUCAGGAGUCCACAGCUGGCAGGUGGAGGUUGAAGGCUGGAGCCACUGUCGCCAACAAAGGUUGCUGUGA